Messenger RNA from Papaver somniferum (opium poppy), 696 nucleotides. RefSeq lists its product as uncharacterized. The record is from RefSeq and is a predicted model, not a curated record. The coding region runs from base 1 to 696 and encodes 231 amino acids. NCBI's taxonomy places the organism in Eukaryota, Viridiplantae, Streptophyta, Magnoliopsida, Ranunculales, Papaveraceae. The transcript is spliced from 2 exons.
AUGGGGACGGAUAAUCAUGGUGCGUCAAGGAAGGAAGAUGGAACUCAUAGCUCGUUUAGGAAACCGGGUGAAGAUGGCGUUAUGGAAGGUUCCUAUGCAGCUAUAUUAAAGAGACGAACCCAUGUUUUAUCAAAGAUUGAUGCCGAGACACUUUCUCAUCCUCCAAUUUUUUGUACGACAAAUAAUGAUGUUUUGAUCAAGAUCCCACGAGACACCCAUACAAGGAUUAAGGCUGUGUGGAGAUUUAGUUUGGGAUACUUUGUUAUUAAGCUAGACAAUGAAGAUGAUCGUAAGCGUGUCAGCUAUGAUGGUCCGUGGAAGGUAAAAUUUCCAAACGGAAUUCAACAGCUUAAAAUUCAUCCAUGGACACCUAUGUUUGAUCCUGGGAAAGAUAAUAUUACUAGAGCUGCUAUUUGGGUUCGUUUCACAGCUUUGCCAAUGGAGUUUUGGGAUGAAGAGACGAUUUUUAGGCUGGCAAGAGGGCUUGGUAGACCGGUUUCGGUUGAUCCGCGUACUUUGCGCCAUGAAUACGGUUACUUUGCGGCAGCUUUGGUUGAUAUAGAUUUCUCUCAACCUUUGAGACGAAUUUUGAUUGAUGGUGAAGAGAAUGAUGAAAUUUUUGUUCAAGAAUAUGAAAUUUUAAACAGGCCAAGCUUUUGCGAUUAUUGUAAAUCUAUAGGCCAUAAAAAAAUCUGA